Manihot esculenta (cassava) is the source of this 4007-nucleotide messenger RNA. Its product is annotated as pentatricopeptide repeat-containing protein At4g21300. The record is from RefSeq and is a predicted model, not a curated record. The transcript is spliced from 2 exons. Gene Ontology annotation, biological process: RNA modification. Bases 170 to 2707 code for a protein of 845 amino acids. Gene Ontology annotation, molecular function: protein binding; RNA binding. NCBI's taxonomy places the organism in Eukaryota, Viridiplantae, Streptophyta, Magnoliopsida, Malpighiales, Euphorbiaceae.
AAGUGGGGGGUUGACUGAGUUAAUACAGCACUUUAAAAAUUUUUUCCAAAUCAAGAAUUUUUUUUUUUCACCUGAAAAAAAGCCCUCAAACUUCAAGCAUAAUAUAGGCUCGCCACGAACCCACAAGAUUAAGAUGCUGUGACGCUGUCUUCUUCUUCUUCUUCUCAAGAUGUACUAUAAAAAAUUAUAUCCCAUUCAUAAACGUUUCUCAUCUGUUAUUACUUUCCGGAAAGCCGAGUCUAUCCAUACAAUCUCCAGGAACAGUUUAAUCAGUCCACUUACUUCAUUCCAGAACACAGAAGAGCUUGAACUACUCUUGCAAACUUGUUCUGAUCCUUCCAAUCUCCUACAAGCCAAACAAAUUCAUGCCCACUCCAUUGUUCAUGGCAUCACCAACAAUGGCCUACUGGGAGCUAAGAUUUUGGGCACUUAUGUUCUUUGUAAUAAUUUUGUUGAUGCUAAGAAAAUGUUUUACCAGCUUAAAUUAUACUUUGCCAUGCCCUGGAAUUGGAUGAUCAGAGGGUUUAUUAAAUUGGGUCGCUCUGAUUUUGCCUUGUUGUUUUACUUUAAAAUGUUGGGUUGUAAAGUUUGUCCUGAUAAGUAUACUUUUCCUCCGGUUAUUAGGGCUUGUAGUGGUUUGAAUAAUGUGAGAUUGGGUAAGAUGGUUCAUGAUACGAUGUUGUUGAUGGGUUUCAAUGUAGAUGAGUUUGUGGGUAGUUCAUUGAUAAAGCUGUAUGCAGAGAAUGGUUGUAUAGAAGAUGCACGUUGUUUGUUUGGUAAAAUGCCUCAUAAAGAUUGUGUUUUAUGGAAUGUGAUGCUUAACGGUUUUGUCAAAUGUGGGAAAUCGAAUAGUGCCAUACAGGUGUUUGAGGAAAUGAGAAACAGUGAAACUAAGCCCAAUCCAAUUACAUUUGCUUCUAUUCUUUCCCUCUGUUCUUCAGAGGCAAUGCUCCAAUUUGGCACUGAGCUUCAUGGGCUUGUUGUUAUUUGUGGGUUUCAGUUUGAUCCUCUAGUCGCCAACACGCUUGUGGCAAUGUAUUCUAAAUGUGGGCAGUUGUUUGAUGCGCGUAAAUUGUUUAAAAUAAUGCCGGAGACUAGCGUUGUGACUUGGAAUGGGAUGAUUGCUGGUCAUGUACAAAAUGGGUUUAUGAACGAGGCCUCACAUUUGUUCUCUGAGAUGAUAGCUGCUGGUGUUAAACCCGACUCUAUUACAUUAGCUAGUUUCCUUCCAUCAGUUGUUGAAUCAGCCAAUAUCAAGCAAGGUAAGGAAAUUCACGGUUAUGUAUUGAGACAUGGUGUAAAUUUAGAUAUAUUCUUGAAGAGCGCACUUAUUGACAUAUACUUUAAGUGCAGGGAUGUAAAGAUGGCUUGCAAAAUUUUUAACCAAAGUACCUUAAUUGAUAUUGUAGUCUGCACUGCCAUGAUUUCAGGCUAUGUGCUCAAUGGGUUGAACUAUGAAGCUUUAGAUACUUUUAGGUGGUUACUUGAAGAGAAAAUGUGUCCAAAUGCUGUAACUUUGGCAAGUAUUUUACCUGCUUGUGCUGGUUUGGCUACUCUGAAAUUGGGAAAAGAAUUGCAUGCUAACAUCAUCAAGAAUGGGCUUGAUGGGAAGUGUCAUGUGGGAAGUGCGGUGGUAGACAUGUAUGCAAAAUGUGGAAAGCUGGAUCUUGCACAUCAGGUUUUUAGUAGAAUGUCUGAAAAGGAUGCUGUUUGUUGGAAUGCAAUGAUCACAAAUUGUUCCCAGAAUGGCAAACCACAGGAGGCCAUUCAUCUUUUUCAUCAAAUGGGGAUGCUAGGAAUGAGUUAUAAUUGUGUGAGCAUAUCAGCUGCCCUUUCUGCUUGUGCAAACUUACCGGCACUUCGUUAUGGGAAAGAGAUUCAUGGUUUCAUGAUCAAAGGAACAUUGAACUCUGAUCUUUUUUCAGAGAGUGCACUAAUAGACAUGUAUGGGAAAUGUGGAAACUUAAGUACUGCUCGUCAAGUGUUUGAAAUGAUGCAAGAGAAGAAUAAAGUUCCAUGGAACAGUAUCAUUGCUGCUUAUGGGAGCCAUGGUCACCUUGAGGACUCUCUUGCCCUGUUCCAUAAAAUGUUGCAAAAUGGAAUUCAACCUGAUAAUAUAACUUUUCUUACUAUACUGUCUGCUUGUGGGCAUGCUGGACAGGUUGAUAAAGGAAUUCAGUACUUCAGAUGCAUGACCGAGGAAUAUGGUAUCCCAGCUCAGAUGGAGCAUUAUGCUUGCAUGGUAGAUUUGUUUGGCCGUGCUGGCCGUUUGAAUGAAGCAUUUGAAACCAUAAAAAGCAUGCCGUUCUCACCUGAUGGAGGCGUUUGGGGGACAUUGUUGGGAGCCUGUAGGCUUCAUGGGUAUUCUGAGCUUGCUGAAGUGGCUUCAGGACAUUUACUUGACUUGGAUCCAGAAAAUUCUGGUGGCUAUGUACUGCUUUCAAAUAUACAUGCCGAUGCUGGACAAUGGGGAAGUGUACGCAGGAUACGAAGUUUAAUGAAAGAACGAGGAGUUCAGAAAGUACCUGGGUACAGCUGGAUUGAGAUCAAUAACAUCACACAUAUGUUUUUUGUUGCAGAUGGAAGUCACCCCCAGUCUGCUCUCAUCUAUUCAUUGCUAAACAAUCUUCUUUCAGAGAUGAGGAAAGAGGGUUAUGUUCCUCAAUCUUACAUUCAAAUGCACCCACAAACUUCUGCGUUGUCAUGAUUGGAAUAUUUUUUUAUCAUGUACUGCCAUUGGGGAAGCUUGAAGGAAGACAUAUCUUCGUGUGUGAACCAUGGUAGGUUGGAAAUCACAAAUUUCCCGAAGGCUUAGUGUUAAAGCAGCUGCAACUUAGCAAUUGGAAUACACAAGAGUGGGAAGGACGUUGAUACCCCUAUAGUAUAGCUUUGGUAGAAAGGUAAGACAAAGCCGCUUCUCAUUUUCUGAUACACCAUACCUUCUGACAUAAGAGGUUCAAGCUUUAUUUAUGUUUUGCACCGUUUUUCAACCGCUGAUUUCAAAGCCAUAAACGUAAAAGCAUUGUUAGCAUAAAAGAGGAAUAUGCUGAUGGUGAAAAUUUACUAAAAAGUUGGAAAGGGCAGAACAUUGAAGUAGAGGAAUUUGGUGUAAGAGACAAUAUUGGUUGCUUUAACACAAAUCAUCUCCAAAUUGAUGAAAACAUUGAUAAUGAAAUUGUGGAUAAAAAGGGAUUAAAAAGAUUUCUUGGUUAUGAUGGUGAUGGUGGUGAUUAUUUGCAAAGUGGAAAUAGAUACCUUUAAAAUUUGUGAGGAAUGCAAUGAUGGCUGGAUAUGCGCACCAAGAAUGAGAGAUCAUCCUUGCUAAGAGGCGCUGAUAUCUGGGAUUGUUGGGAUGAGAUUUUUAGUCCUUUGGAUCAGCAUGUAGAGUGUAAAUCAGUUGUUCAACUUUUUGUGAUAUGGCACAUAUGGAAAAGUAGGAAUGCUAGUCUUUAUCAAUUCUCAGUCGGGUUGGCAAGAAACAGUUUUUGCAGCUCAGUCACUUCGAUAGGUUUGGAGCCUCAAAUGCUAUCCAUAGAUCUCCUGGUUUUGCCAUGGCUGAAAGAAUUACAGUCCGACAUCCUGGAUGCCGCGACAGGGCAAUACCAUUAAACUUAACUUUGAUGCAGCUGUAGACAAAAAAUGGGAACGAGGGAGCAGUUGCAGUUGUAGCCUGAAAUAACACUGGUACUCACUCCACUGUUUUGGCACUGUGAGCUAUUCAACUCCAUAUCAGAUACUCUGAUUCUUUGGGCAUUGGCUUGUCGGGAGACUAUUUUUGGCAGUAAACAAAGGCAUUCAUUCAGUUUUAGUAGAGGGAGACCUGGAUAGUGAUCCAAAGCUUUCUCGGCCAAUCUAGUCCAUGGGAUAUUCAAGGCGUUGCAUAGAUAGGGCUUUUUGCAAAAUUAGGGGUAGGAGAAGAAUUAUUUGUGAAUUUAGGGUUGAAAAAAAAUUAUUUGUGGAUUUGGGGUUAGACCGUCAGGUGGCAGCCAUUUUUUUUUCUUUUUAAG